GGCGGCUGCUUCCGUAGCGCAGAGCCAGGCCCCCGCUGUGCCCAGCCCGGGUGGGGACCGUCUGCCCGCACCAGCCCCCCAGCCGGAGCCUGCAGGUGCUUUAAAGGAGCCGGCCGCGUGUUCCCGAUGGAGAAGUGGCUCUUCCUAGAUCCUCGGCAGAGGGCCCUGUACAGAGAUGUCAUGCAGGAGAGCUAUGAGACCCUGAUGUCCCUCAAAUAUCCCAUCCCUAAACCGGACGUGAUCUCCCGGCUGGAGCACGGGGAAGAGCCGUGGGUCCCCCCGGAUCUCCAGGGCUCUGGGGGACAGGACCUCCCGAGAGGCGCCAACCCAGGGACCGCGAGCGAGACCGAGGGCGAGGCUCCACGGCCAGAAGGCCCCGAGACGGCAUCAUCGGGAAGCAGCCGGGGGAAGGUGGGCCGCAAUCCCAAAGGGGGCAAAGCCGGCAGGUCCGGAGGCCAGCAGGGAAAGCCACCGGGGAAGAGACGGGGCAGAGAAGCUCCAUGCAACGGAGGCUUCAAGAAAGUCCGGGAUGGGGCGGCCCCGCGGAGAGGCCGAUUGGGGGAGAGCCCCGAAGCCAGGCUCAGCGUGGACGGUAGCAGGCAACUUCCUGCGGGAGAGGAGCCCUCUCUGUGCCCGGAGAGCUCCGCCCUCCUGACCCAGCAGAGAUCCCACGCGGGGCAGGGCUCCUACCCGUGCCCGGAGUGUGGGGAGAGCUUCAUCGAGAGCUCCGCCCUCCUGACGCACCAGCAGUCCCACACCGGGCAGGAGCCCGGCCCGCGGCGCCGGCCCCAGGCUCCCGGCGGGAAGCGUUACCGCUGCUCCGAGUGCGGGGAGCGCUUCCGGGUGAGCUCCCACCUGGCCACCCACCUGCGCCUCCACACCGGGAUCAAGCCCUUCCAGUGCGCCGACUGCGGGAAGGGCUUCGACUGGGGCUCGCACUACGCCCGGCACCGGCGGCUGCACACCGGCGAGCGGCCCUUCCAGUGCACCGACUGCGGGAAAUGUUUCGGGCGCAGCUCCCACCUCUACCGGCACCAGCGGGCCCACGCCGGCGGGAAGCCCCUGGAGUGCCCGGACUGCGGCAAGGCCUUCAACAGUAGCGCCUUCUUCCACAAGCACCAGCGGGCCCACGCCGCCCCCCGGCAGCCCCACCGCUGCCCCGAGUGCGGGGAGAGCUUCCCCCGCCGCGCCGCUCUCGCCCGGCACCGCCGGAGCCACCGGGGCGACAAACCCUUCCGGUGCGGGGACUGCGGGAAAGGCUUUGCCUGGAGCUCCCACCUGGAGCGGCACCGGCGCGUCCACACCGGCGAGCGGCCCCACACCUGCGGCGAGUGCGGGGAGGCUUUCAGCCAGAGCGCCCACCUGGUGAAACACAAGCGGGUGCACACGGGCGAGAGGCCCUACGGGUGCCCGGACUGCGGGAAGAGCUUUGGGGACAGCUCGGCGCUGGCCAAACACCGGGGGUGCCACGCCGGCGGGGAGAAACGGCGCCUGGCUGCGAAACGCCUGGUGGCAGAGAGACCCUAUCGGUGCGGCGACUGCGGGAAAAGUUUUGCUCGGAGCAUGGCGCUGGUGAGGCACCGGAAAAGCCACGCGGAGAGGCAACCUGACGGUGGGGAGAGCUCAGCCAAGACGAGCCCCCGGGGGGAGAACUCCUGCCAUCCCUGCCCCGACUGCGGGAAAAACUUCCCUCGAGGCUCCCAGCUGGACAGACACCAGCGCCUCCUCCACACGGCGGGUCAGCCCCACCGGUGCCCACAGAGCACAGCGCUGGCCAAGCAUCGCCGGGGCGACAGACCCUUCCGGUGCGGGGACUGCGGGAAAGCCUUCGCCUGGAGCUCGCACCUGGAGCGGCACCGGCACAUCCACACCGGCGAGCGGCCCCACACCUGCGGCGAGUGCGGGGAGGCCUUCAGCCAGAGCGCCCACCUGGUGAAACACAAGCGGGUGCACGCAGGCCAGCGGAAGAGCUUCGGGGACAGCUCGGCGCUGGGCAAGCACCGGGCCGGCAAAGAGGACACAUCCCACCGCUGCGGCGACUGCGGGAAAAGUUUCAGCUGCGUCACGGACCUCGACCGGCACCAGCCUUCCCACGCGGCGGAGAAACCCUACCAGUGCGGGGACUGUGGGAGAAGCUUCAGCCGGGCACCGGCGCUGGCCAGGCACCGGCGGCUCCACGCCGCUGGGGGGAAACCCUUCCGCUGUGCCGACUGCGGGAAGGGAUUUGCCUGGAGUUCCCACUGGGAGCGGCACCGGCGCGUCCACACCGGUGAAAAGCCUUUCCAGUGCGCCGACUGUGGGAAAUGCUUCGGCCGUAGCUCCCAUCUCUACCGGCAUCAGAGGAACCACCCCAGAGAGAAACCCUCCUCCCAAGGAGUUGAGUAAAGGGGAACGUGACCACCAGGAAGGGACCCUAAUGAGACAACAGGGAAACCAACCCCAGGAACCCU
Molecule: messenger RNA, 2450 nt
Organism: Mauremys mutica (yellowpond turtle)
Lineage: Eukaryota; Metazoa; Chordata; Testudines; Geoemydidae
Product: zinc finger protein 420-like
Exons: 4
Coding region: 127-2385 (752 amino acids)
Biological process (GO): regulation of DNA-templated transcription
Source: RefSeq, a predicted model, not a curated record